Molecule: messenger RNA, 4096 nt
Organism: Nicrophorus vespilloides
Lineage: Eukaryota; Metazoa; Arthropoda; Insecta; Coleoptera; Silphidae
Gene: msn
Product: serine/threonine-protein kinase mig-15
Exons: 18
Coding region: 236-3991 (1251 amino acids)
Biological process (GO): protein phosphorylation
Molecular function (GO): ATP binding; protein kinase activity
Source: RefSeq, a predicted model, not a curated record
AUGUCAGUGUAUUUUAGGUGCGACGUGAGAGAUGUCUGUGUUGUGAAAUGAAAGACAAUAUUUUCUUUUUCCACAAUGUCUUUUAUACCUUUAACUUUAGUGUGAUAUUAGUUUUACUACGCAAUAUAUAUGUUUCAAAGCAUAUACAAUACUAAUGUAUUUAUGCAUCAUUGAGUUUCAAAGUUGCAUAGACGAUUAACUUAUAUAUUUUUAUUGAAUGAAAUAGAGACUCAAAAUGGCGCAUAAUAUGCCUCCUUCCGUGAAUUGUUCUUUGGACGAUAUCGACUUAACAGCCCUCAAAGAUCCUGCUGGAAUUUUUGAACUUAUUGAAGUUGUUGGAAAUGGAACCUAUGGGCAGGUUUACAAGGGUCGGCACACUAAGACUGGUCAACUUGCUGCUAUUAAAGUUAUGGAUGUUACUGAAGAUGAAGAGGAAGAAAUUAAAUUGGAAAUUAAUGUUCUUAAAAGGUACUCAAAUCAUAGAAACAUAGCUACAUACUAUGGUGCUUUUAUAAAAAAAUCACCACCAGGAAAAGAUGACCAACUUUGGCUUGUUAUGGAAUAUUGUGGUGCAGGGUCUGUUACUGAUUUAGUAAAAUCUACCAAAGGCCAAAGUUUGAAAGAAGAGUGGAUAGCAUAUAUAUGCCGAGAAAUAUUAAGAGGACUGUCAUAUCUACAUAACAACAAAGUAAUUCAUCGCGAUAUCAAAGGACAAAAUGUCCUAUUAACUGACAAUGCAGAAGUAAAAUUAGUGGAUUUUGGCGUAUCCGCUCAAUUGGAUCGAACUAUUGGUAGAAGAAAUACAUUUAUUGGAACUCCAUACUGGAUGGCUCCAGAAGUCAUUGCAUGCGAUGAAAAUCCAGAUGCUACUUAUGACAAUCGUAGUGAUCUUUGGUCACUUGGAAUUACUGCCCUAGAAAUGGCAGAGAGUCAGCCGCCGCUUUGCGAAUUACACCCAAUGCGUGCUCUUUUCUUAAUUCCUCGUAAUGCUCCUCCUCGACUUAAAAGCAAGAAAUGGAAUAAAAAAUUUCAAAGUUUUAUUGAGACAGUAUUAGUGAAAGAUUAUCAUGAACGACCAUAUACAGAGCAUCUGUUAAAACAUGCUUUCAUUAAGGAUCAACCGACGGAGCGGCAAGUUCGAAUUCAAUUAAAAGAUCAUAUUGACCGCUGUAAGAAACGUAAACAGGAAAAAGAACGAGAAGAUUAUAGAUACUCGGGUUCAGAGAAUGAAGAAGAAGAGCCGGCUUUACCGGGAGAACCAAGUAGUAUUGUACAAGCGCCAGGUGGUGAUACUUUAAGGAGAAAUUUUCAACAAAUUCAAGAAGGCAGAACACUAGGCCAGGAACAGCCUCAUAGACGUAGUAAGGAUCGAGAUGAAAUUCCAGAACCUGGACCACCUGCCCGACCUCCCAUACCACAAAGAAUUAUUGUUGUUCCAGAUCCACCUCCGGCUCCUAGGAGCAUGAUUUCUAGGCCAUUGCCACCUCCUCCAGAGAGUGUUGUACCACGGCCUCAACAAUCGCAGCGUAAUUCACAAUCUUCUCAUAUGUUUAAACCUUUGCCACAGCAUCGUAAACCAGAAGAACUUGAUGCAUUAGCAGCACAUUUAAAUGAGUUGGGUGUACAACCGGAAGUGCCCCCUAGAAAUAAUCGUAAUAAACAAGCACAAUCAGCUGCUAAUAAUAAUGUUGCUACCCCUUCCAAUAAUCAUUCCGCGCAAGCAAGUGGACCUGUUGUUCUCGAAGCUCUUGUCGAUAGUGAUAGUGAUUCCGAACCUGAUGAUAAUGGUAGAGUCCGUAAUGAUGGAACAUUAUUGGCGAGUGAUCCCCCAAAACCUCUUCCUGAAUUUUCUUAUAGGCCCGGUUUAGGUGUUGUAGCAGAAGGCUCUACUAGUAGUUCUAUUCCAAGUACAACUGGUACUAGUAGUGCUCCAAACAGACCUUUGCCACCUACCCCAGAUGACGAAGAAUCGCAGGGAGAUAAAACUCUUGUAGUUAGAAAUAGGCAGCAGUUGGCAGCCAGUCGGGAACAACAAGAAAGGGCGUAUAGUAAAGAUGAUGAAAUAGACGAAGCAACGUUACUGAAAGAUUGGGACUUUGCGCGCUUUUUCCCUUCGACGUACAAGGAGCAGGAGUCAGCAGUUUCUUCGAAUUGUCAAUCAUCCAAAAUAGACGAAAGGUCCCCUCGUCAUCGUCGCAAUGAGAGUGAUUCGAAAAUCGGCCAAUUUGCUCGUACUUUUCGACGCGAAAAUUCCGAUUUUUUCCCUAUGUCUUCCCGGCAUUCUGCAGUGUUUGCAGAUAGGAAUAUUCUAUUGCGAUCUAGCGCCAUCUUCAGCAGUCGUCGUAGUUCAGAUGUUGGAUUAUCUAAUAGCAAUGGAGAGCCAGUUUUAACAGAUUUUAUGAAACGUGAUGCGACCAAGGGAGAGGCAACCUCAUUUAGAUUAUCUGAAAGGAAAGAGGUUUAUAGUAAUAUAGUAGGAAGUGAAGUGCAGAUACGUCCUAGACGUGAAAAAACUGAAUCAGAUAUAUUGAAGAAAUAUACAAUAGCUAGAAAAGGGUUGAGGGAAAAUAAAGAAAUCAGAAAUAAGGAAUUGUUACAUUUUACAAAUGAUCUGGAAAGUGAUCAAAGAGGUAGUACUCGAUCUUGUAACAUACAGAAUCUACAUUCUACAAGUGAUGAAUAUUUAAAUUUGCAGAAUGGUCGAGGUAGCAGUGAUCACGCAAGGCAAAGCAGUGUUCUCCCGGAUUUGUUAUCGCAAGCAAGUGGGAGUCCUGGCACUCCUUCAUCUCGAGAUAAAUCUCAAAGCGAGGAGUACCGGCAGGCCAUACACGUUACGCAAUCACCAAACAGAAACGCUACACCGAUAAAUAUAAAUUCGCUUGCCUUACAACAGAAACAACGUUCAUUCCUUACAUUUGGAUUUGGCGCUGGAAGCGGAAACUCUAGGAGAGAGUCUCACGUAAAUGUUAACGUGACACCGACGUCACAUGAUAUAACAUCUGAUACUCCCGAAAUAAGGAAGUAUAAGAAGCGCUUUAAUAGUGAUAUACUAUGUGCUGCUCUUUGGGGUGUAAAUUUGUUGAUUGGAACCGAACAUGGAUUGAUGUUAUUAGACCGUAGUGGACAAGGAAAGGUUUACCAGCUAAUAUCGAGAAGAAGAUUUCAACAAAUGGAAGUUUUAGAAGGGCAGAACAUUCUUGUCACAAUUUCUGGAAAAAAAAAUCGUGUUCGGGUUUAUUAUCUUAGUUGGCUCAAGAGCAAGAUACUUCGUACCGAUGGCGUAGUUGAUCAAGUGGAAAGGAGGAAUGGCUGGAUUAAUGUAGGCGACUUACAAGGGGCCGUGCACUUUAAAAUAGUCAAAUAUGAACGGAUAAAGUUUUUAGUUAUAGCUUUAAAAGAUAGUAUAGAGAUAUACGCUUGGGCUCCAAAACCAUAUCAUAAAUUUAUGGCUUUUAAAAGUUUUGCGGAAUUAGCUUAUAGACCACUAUUGGUUGAUUUAACCGUCGAAGAAGGAACAAGACUUAAGGUUAUUUACGGAAGCGGUGAUGGUUUCCAUGCUGUUGAUUUGGAUUCAGCUAGUGUUUACGACAUUUAUAUACCGAAACACAAUACAGUUGCUAUUUCUCCGCAUUGUAUAGUGACGCUACCUAAUAGCAAUGGAAUGCAACUUUUGCUAUGUUACGACAAUGAAGGUGUUUAUGUUAGUACAUAUGGUCGAAUAUCUAAGAACGUUUUACUACAGUGGGGUGAAAUGCCUACAUCAGUCGCUUAUAUCGGAACUGGUCAAAUCAUGGGUUGGGGCAAUAAGGCAAUUGAAAUAAGAUCAGUAGAGUCCGGUCAUUUAGAUGGAGUAUUUAUGCAUAAAAAAGCCCAAAGAUUAAAAUUUUUGUGUGAACGUAAUGAUAAAGUUUUUUUCUCUAGUGCUAAAAGUGGGUCAUCUUGUCAAAUAUAUUUUAUGACGUUAAAUAAACCAGGAAUGGCUAACUGGUAACAUAAAUCAAUAUUACGACAUUACUUUAAGUUUAAUAUUUUUUUACUAUAUUUUCAUUAGAUAGAUCAGAAACGGUUGGCUUGAACAUUUAUAUAAAUUAUAUUU